ACGCACAGCCUCUGGGCCUUCCUUUCCAAGGCGUAUCGGAGAGGGGUGUCGCUCAUCCUAUGACGCGGAAACAAAGACGACUAUAAGGAUCAGGAGACGGGAAGCACUGAAGGACGCAGUCUCUGGCCCUGUAUUUUGGGAAUUGAACGGACAAUGGAAACUGAAAGUGGAAAUCAAGAAAAGGCAAUGGAAGAGGAAAGCACCGAAAAGAAAAAGGAAGUAGAAAAAAAAAAAAGGUCUCGAGUUAAACAGGUGCUUGCAGAUAUUGCUAAACAAGUGGACUUCUGGUUUGGAGAUGCAAAUCUUCACAAGGAUAGGUUUCUUCGAGAGCAGAUAGAAAAAUCUAGAGAUGGGUAUGUCGAUAUAUCACUUCUCGUGUCAUUCAACAAAAUGAAAAAAUUGACCACUGAUGGAAAGUUAAUAGCCAGAGCACUGAAAAGUUCAGCUGUUGUAGAGCUGGAUUUAGAAGGCACCAGAAUCAGGAGAAAAAAGCCUCUGGGUGAAAGACCAAAGGAUGAAGAUGAGCGAACCGUAUAUGUGGAGUUACUUCCCAAAAAUGUUAAUCACAGCUGGAUUGAAAGAGUAUUUGGGAAAUGUGGCAAUGUUGUUUAUAUAAGUAUACCACAUUAUAAGUCUACUGGAGAUCCAAAAGGAUUUGCCUUUGUGGAAUUUGAAACAAAAGAACAAGCAGCAAAAGCUAUUGAGUUUCUUAAUAACCCACCAGAAGAAGCACCAAGGAAACCUGGUAUAUUUCCUAAGACAGUAAAAAAUAAGCCCAUUCCUGCCCUUAGAGUAGCCGAAGAAAAGAAAAAGAAAAAGAAGAAGAAAGGCCGAGUCAAGAAGGAAGACACCCAGACCAAAGAGUCAGAUAUGGACACAAGCAAGGAAAGUGUCUGCAAAGUAAAAAGAUCCAGGACCACAUCUGAGGGCUCUGAAGUAGAGACUACUGAACCCCAAAAGCCACCCUCAAAGAAAAGGAAAAAACGGGAAAGAGCUGAAGUCUCGAGCUUACCUUCAGUCAAAACAGGGAAGAGGAAGCGAAGCAGCUCUGAAGAUGCAGAUUGCCUAGCUCCCAAAUCAAAAGUUAAAAAAAUGGCUCCAAAAGACAACAUUAAAAAAGAAGCUUCAGAAGUUUGCAAAGAAAGCAAAGAAUUAGAAGUCUCUACUGAGGAGGAAAAGGAUACUGGAGACAUAAAAGACGGAUCCCUCUUAAAAGCAAAAAGGAAGCAUAAGAAAAAACAUAAAGAGAGGCAUAAGAUGGGAGAAGAGGUUAUACCAUUAAGAGUACUAUCAAAGAGCGAAUGGAUGGAUUUGAAAAAAGAGUAUUUAGCGCUGCAAAAAGCCAGCAUGGCUUCUUUAAAAAAGACAAUAUCCCAAAUAAAAUCAGAGUCAGAAAUGGAAAGAGACAAUGGAGUACCUAAUAAAUCAGGAAUGAAAAAUGAAAAAACAAACAGUGAAGACAGUUGUCCCCAGGAGAAGGUUAAUGCAGCAGGACCACAGUUUGUGAGUGGUGUGAUUGUGAAGAUCAUUAGUACUGAGCCUCUACCUGGCAGGAAACAAGUCAGGGAUACUUUGGCAGCAAUCUCAGAAGUUGUUUAUGUUGAUUUGCUGGAAGGAGACACAGAAUGCCAUGCUAGAUUUAAAACUCCCAAGGAUGCUCAAGCAGUAAUAAAUGCAUAUAUGGAAAUAAAAAAGAAACACUGCUGGAAAUUGGAGAUUCUUUCUGGUGAUCAUGAACAGAGAUACUGGCAGAAGAUUUUGGUAGAUAGGCAGGCCAAACUUAAUCAGCCGCGUGAAAAGAAAAGAGGUACUGAGAAGUUAAUCACCAAAGCUGAAAAAAUUAGACUCGCAAAGACUCAACAAGCAAGCAAACACAUUAGAUUUUCUGAAUAUGAUUGAAAAAGUUUUGUUCACCACUUAAGGAAUAUCACAGAGUGGCAGAAAGCCUUCCCAGAACUGAACCUCCAGGGCGUGUACGUGACUGGCAUCUUAAUCUCUCAUCAGGAUAUCAAGAAGGUACUCGACAGCCAUGGGGUUCAUCUUCUUGGCUACAAACCCGUCCCUAGUUCUGUCAGCUUUGUCCAGCAGUUGGAACAUCAUUUGACUGUCCCUUUAUGCACUGUAGGAAGCAAACAAUCAAGAAUCUAUUUGCUUCUAUGGGCCAGAGCUUUGAGGAGAUUGGCUACAUCACUGGUUGGGGUGGCAGCAACUUACUACUACCAAAAAUAGGUAUCCUGGCAAGUUGCCACUGACAUACUAGUUUUUUUCUCUCCAUAAAGGAAAGCUAGCAUACACACUCACGGAGGAAAAGAAUGAUCAAUACAUAGUUGCUAAACCCUAUUAGGAGGAUUCUGAGGAAAUAUGCUCCAGUUGAUCCAGAAUAAUCAAAAGAGGGCGUAUGUUUCAAGAAUUCAGUGAAUUUCAAGGAGAAUUGUCAUAAGGUGACUUUGGAGAGGUUAUCUAGUAAAAUUUCAGAAAUUCUCCCCUUGGCAAUCUAUAGAACAAGAUAAGCACUCAUUCAACAAGUUAUCUGUGUUAGACACUGUUGUAGUACCUGGAAGACAUGAGUGAAGCACAUCAGGGAUCAUUCUCUACAGGAGAGAGAGACAAACAAAAGUAAGUAAAAAAAUUACACAAUUUGUUAGAUAAAUCCUAGGGACAAUCAAAAAAAGGUGGUGGAGGAGAAAACCCCAUUUAUUAAUCUAUGUAUUCUUACUUAAUCAAGGGAAUGCUUAUUUAUUUACCCCUGCUACAUAUCAGAGCUGAAAACUAUAGACAUUAGAGAUACCAAGAAAAGGUAAGGGCUCCUGCCCUUGAGGAAUUUACCACUUUGGGGAAGACAGGCAAGUCAACAUAAAAUUGCAGUACAAUGCAAGUGACUUGACAAGUUAAACCAGAUGAUAUGAGAUGGGUUCCUGACAUCAUAAUUCUGCAUGACCUUUCAAGAUCCCUAACCUUUCACCCUCUGGGUAAGUGUAUUCCUUCCAUUAUCCAAUAGUUAGCACAUAGUAAUUGCUUACCAAAUAUUUGUUUAAUUGAGCUAAAUUGAACAGUGUGCUUGAGGAUGGUCCCCAAGGUCAUGUGUUGAUUUAGUUGUAUAAAUGAUAUUUUCAUUUCAAGUUGCUGAUUCUCAAUAUUCACAUUCCUUUUUUUUUAAAGUACCUACUUCGGACCUGCCAGUGUGCAUGCAUAUCAGUGGAGUUUGCUUCCUUUAACUGCAACACUUAAUUUUAUAUAAGCACCUUGCUCAAUAUCACUUUCACGUAUGCUGUACACCAGAGAUUGACACAACAUUAUAAACUGACUAUACUUCAAUAAACAUGUGUGUGUGUGUGUAUAUAUAUGUAUACAUGAAUGAAUGUAUACAUAUACAAUGAAUAAACAAAUGCCAAA
Camelus dromedarius (Arabian camel) is the source of this 3393-nucleotide messenger RNA. RefSeq names its product La ribonucleoprotein 7, transcriptional regulator (gene LARP7). Gene Ontology annotation, cellular component: ribonucleoprotein complex; nucleus. Gene Ontology annotation, molecular function: RNA binding. The record is from RefSeq and is a predicted model, not a curated record. The transcript is spliced from 14 exons. Lineage: Eukaryota; Metazoa; Chordata; Mammalia; Artiodactyla; Camelidae. Gene Ontology annotation, biological process: RNA processing. Bases 154 to 1899 code for a protein of 581 amino acids.